AUGUCAAAUAUUGAUCUCUACAAUAUUAGUUCUUACAAUUCUGAAAGUUCUGAUCAUGAUAGCGCUAACACCUCAACAUCUCAAACAUCUAACAGUAUAGAUAGCAAUAGAAAGUUGUUUGUGUGGAAUUUUAUGCAUGAAGAAAGAAAUGCAACUGGAACUGUUGUAGUAGUAUGUGAUGAGUGUUCACAAGAAUAUAGUAUAAAAUUAUCAACAGGGGUUUUAGCUGAGCAUUUAAAUAAAAAACAUAAUUAUAAUAUUACUUUGAAACCAAGAAGAUUUUUGGUUCAAAAACCUUAUGGUAAAGAUGAUAAUACAUGUAUAGAAGAAUGUGAAAGUUCUAUAUUAGAUUUCUUUGUUGGUGAUCAAAUUUCAUUCAAUACUGCAGAAAGCAG
This is a messenger RNA of Racocetra fulgida, 395 nucleotides long. Lineage: Eukaryota; Fungi; Glomeromycota; Glomeromycetes; Diversisporales; Gigasporaceae. The record is from the annotation of a GenBank genome assembly.